UUCGACGAAUAUUAUGUUCAUCUCUUCAGGUUAGAGAUGGCUAAAGAACCCAAGAAACUUGAACCAAUAAAGCUUGAAAAAGCUCGUUUGGCAACCUUCAAGAAGAGAAAGAAUAGUUUGUUGAAGAAGGCUUGGGAGUUGAAAACACUCUGUGAUGUGGAAGCAUGUAUGAUCAUCUAUGGCCCGAAAAAUAGAGAUCAGCCAGCGAAGCCUGAGACCUGGGCCUCUGAGGAAGGUAAGCUAACUAGUAUUAUCAACAGGUACAAGGGUAAUCACAAAGCUGAUCAUGCUCAAAGAAAUGCGGUUUCUUUGCUUAAUUCAAAUGAAAACACAGAGAUGAAAGUUGAUGAUGGGGCUGAGCGCGCUCCCAAGAAUAGUCGGAGACUAGAGUUUGCUACAUGGGAUCAGCGUUUUGACAGAUUUUCAGAGGAUCAAAUGAAGAAAGUUUUUUGUAGAUUAAACAAUAAGCUAGAAGAGACAGUGAAAAAGAUUGACACAAUAAAGUCCGAAUUAGAAACAUUAGGGGACUCUCAGAUUAGCCACAGCCAUGCUCAUCAGAAUGUAGGUAGCCAUCGCAAGGGGAAGAAAUCAAUUGAUAUUCAGCGGCCCAUCAAUUUCCAGGCUAACAAUCAGGUUUAUCAAAUACCCUCUAUAACUUUAAUGGGGACUCCAAUGUCGACGAGGCCUGAUGCAAAUAAUCUGAAUCAAUCUGGGCGUGCAUCAAGUAGCACAAAUCUACACAGUCCACAGCAGUCUAUUGGUGCAUCCAGUAGCACCAUUCCAUUCACUCCACUGCAACCCCCAGUUCAGUGGAAUCUCGCAUCGGCACAGCAUCCACUGCAGGGACCAGUUGAAGAAUUGAAGCUUUUUGACUAAUUUUAUGGAGAUUUGGAAUGAUCAUUUUUUUAAAUUUGGAGGAAAUGUGUGACGAAUUAAGGUGUCCUCUCCUUUCUUGAUUAGGAAUUUGGAUCCUGUACUUUUCUUUUUAUAAAUACAUAUAAAUGUAUUUAGAGAGUAGAGAGUUCCCUCUUCAUGUUUUCAAAUCUUAUAUUUUCACAGGAAUACUUGGAUUUCUUAAUGUUGAAUUUUGAUAGUUCCUUAAUUGUGUCAUGAUUUUCCGUUUAUUUAAU
Messenger RNA from Mangifera indica (mango), 1130 nucleotides. RefSeq names its product MADS-box transcription factor 56-like. Gene Ontology annotation, biological process: positive regulation of transcription by RNA polymerase II. The transcript has a single exon. Lineage: Eukaryota; Viridiplantae; Streptophyta; Magnoliopsida; Sapindales; Anacardiaceae. The record is from RefSeq and is a predicted model, not a curated record. The coding region runs from base 37 to 876 and encodes 279 amino acids. Gene Ontology annotation, molecular function: protein dimerization activity; DNA-binding transcription factor activity, RNA polymerase II-specific; RNA polymerase II cis-regulatory region sequence-specific DNA binding.